This is a messenger RNA of Suillus subalutaceus, 1339 nucleotides long. Its product is annotated as Alpha/Beta hydrolase protein. NCBI's taxonomy places the organism in Eukaryota, Fungi, Basidiomycota, Agaricomycetes, Boletales, Suillaceae. The coding region runs from base 117 to 1217 and encodes 366 amino acids. Gene Ontology annotation, biological process: epoxide metabolic process. The transcript has 10 exons. The record is from RefSeq and is a predicted model, not a curated record. Gene Ontology annotation, molecular function: epoxide hydrolase activity.
UUCGGAUUGGUCCGGUGGGAAGCUUCCUUAUGCAGUACCUCCUAUUGAACCACAGUACGUACCAUCUCUCACUUGUGCUUUGACCAUCAUGUCGUCUGAAACUCCUUUCCAAAUCAAUGUCCCCGACGAGAAAACUGACCGCCCUACGCGCUAAACUUCAACUCGCUACUUUCCCGGAUGAACUGGAGAAUGCCCAGUGGAAGUUUGGCUCACCUCUGGCAGAUAUAAAGAGGCUCACAGAGAGGUGGAAGAAACGGGCAAUCAAUGAAGAGUUGCCAAUGUUUACCCGCGAUAUUGACAAGAGCGAAACUGUUGACGCCAUUCCGCUGUUGUUUUGUCACGGAUGGCCUGGAAGCUUCUUUGAAGUCAUCAAGAUUUUGCCCCUUCUGACUGCAUCGACCGCUGAACACCCUAGCUUUCAUGUUGUGGCGCUUAGUUUGCCCGGUUUUAGCUUUUCGGAGGCUCCCCACAAGCAAGGCUUUGCUCACAAACUCAUGGUCGCCCUUGGGUACAACGAGUAUGUUACCCAGGGAGGUGACUGGGGUGGCAUCAUCACUAGGAAAAUGGCUUCUACGUAUGGUGGGAGGCACCUCAAGGCAUGGCACACCAACAUUCCAAUUCCUGAACCACCGAGCUGGAAAUCGCCAUUGUCUUUCUUGUCUUUCUUGCUAACUCCGUGGUCUAUAGAGGAAAAGGCAGGCAUCGAGCGCACCAAGUGGUUCCGUACCCAAGGACAAGGCUACUACACUCAACAGAGCACCCAACCACAGACACUCGGUUACAGUCUCACUGAUAGCCCUGUUGGCCUGCUUGCUUGGAUCUAUGAGAAACUGGUCCUUUGGACCGACAAUUACUACUGGUCUGAUGAUGAAGUGCUGACGUGGAUCUCAUUGUACUGGUUCUCCCGUGCCGGCCCUGCUGCCUCCCUCCGCAUUUACUUUGAAUUGCGUGCCGAUACCGAGGAUAUGGGCCGAAACCCCACUAUUCCUAUGGGAGCUUCGUUUUUCCCAAAGGAGCUCAUAGUUUUACCCGCAGCGUGGCUGCGCAAGUCGAACAACGUUGUUUUCGAGUCCCAUCACAAGACAGGGGGCCAUUUUGCUGCCACUGAACGGCCGGAAGAGCUUGUUCGGGAUGUGCGGAAGAUGUUCGCGAAAGGGAGUCCUGCGUUUGGAAUUGUCCCCGGAAGAACUGGAUAUGAUUCUCACGUUCAACAAUGAAUCGGAAUGAAUAUUGGGUGAAAGUGGACAUGGGCAAUGUAAUUCAGACUUUCUGUAUGAAAUCAUGUAUGCUAUUCAAUCAGCAUGAUUUGCUCGCGACUGUCUUCAUCAACAGCCGUGUC